Macrosiphum euphorbiae (potato aphid) is the source of this 870-nucleotide messenger RNA. Lineage: Eukaryota; Metazoa; Arthropoda; Insecta; Hemiptera; Aphididae. The record is from the annotation of a GenBank genome assembly.
AUGCGCUUAGUCUUCGCGACUAGUUUUAUGCCGUCUGUCGUGUGCCUGGCUCUCACGCUGCUCGUGUACAGCACACUGCCUUACCUCAGGAACGUCCACGGCUACUACGUCAUGUGCUAUGUGGCCUGCCAGUUCGUGUCGUACUUCUGCCAUGCAAUCCAAGCAAUGACAAUCGACGACAUAAACAGCCCGUUGUGCAUUCCAUUCGGUUAUUUUACUUUAUUUACAUAUUUGACAUCAUAUUGCUGGGUAAACGUAAUAUGCUUCGAUAUUUACUGGAUGUUAAGGUACAACAAUUCAAUAAACAGAAAUACAUCAAUAUCAGUAAGUACAGUUAUGUGCCAUAUUUACUGUUGGGGAUUUUCAAUUGUUUGGGUAUGUACUGGUUAUUUAUUUCAACAUUCACAACACAAAACGCUACUGAAAUUAGCACCCGAUAUUGGUUACCGUAGUUGCUGGUUUUUUGAAUACAAUGGCAACGGAAUAUUAAUUUUCUACCUGAUACCCUCCUGUGUUAUGCUGACCGUCAAUUUAAUUUUGUUCUUUCUAAUUACUAUUCAUUCUUCAAGAAUUAAAUCUGAACUAAAUGAAUUCCAACAAACUGAUAGUCCAAAAAUAGAAAUUUUUUUUGUUUACAAAUCAGAGAAAUUGGAAAUGAGCAUCAAACUAUUUCUGCUUAUGGGAAUCCCAUACUUAUUAAGGACCUUACAGAUUAUAUUCCGAAUUCAUUGGAUCAUAUUUGACUUUUUUCGUAUAAUUAACAGACUACAUGGAGUAUUGAUAUUUAUCAUAUUUGUGGCCAAGCGCAAAGUUAUUUUAGACUUACGGAAUAAGUUUAGAGGUUCGAUGAAUCAGAGUGAAUCGACAUAA